GGGGGUUCAGGCGCUGGAGAGCUCUUCCUCCCUCCCGCUACUGCUGGGGCUGCUCUGCCCCAGGCACCUGAUGCCGCUGGCAGAGUGGUGGGGCACGGCUCCAGCCCCCCAUCCCAAGGCAUGAUAGGCAGGUAGGGCAAAGCACCUUGGUGCAGGGCUGGAGACAAGAGGCCGGGCUCUCAAUGGGGGAGAGGGUGCCUGGGAUGCCUGGACUCUCCUGGAAAAUGCUCUGUGACCUUUGACUCCAUUUCCAUUGGCUGGCUGUUUGCCCCUUCCAGCAGAGGGCAGUGCGCAGCUGUCUGGCCUUUGGGGGGCACGAGCCCCCUCCAUUGCCUGCCAAGAGCAUGCCGCCUGGCUAGGCUGUGAGGUGGAAUGCACAGGGCUUGGCUCAGGAAAAUGCCGGGUAGGUGAGUCGUUGCUUCCUGGCCCCAGGCUUCCUGCAUUUCUUUCAAGUGGCUGUGCAGAGCUGCUGGGCCCCAGGCCAGGGUGAGCUCUGCUCUAUCACGGACUGUGCAGGGGACCUGGUGCGAGAGGCUGUGGUGAGCACUGGUGAAUCCUGCUAGGAGGUGUGUGUGCACAGGAGAUCGCCGUGGGGUGGGGGAUGCACAGAGAUCUCCCUGGGGGGUGCACACAGGGGUAUCACUGCUGCGCCCAAGGACUCUCCCCUGUGGUGCUGGUGGUUCCUGGAGGCCAGCUGAGCCUCCCUGCUAUAGUUAGCAGCAGUCCCUUUGCGACGCGUCACGCUCCGCUCAGGAGGCUAUUUCCAGCCUUGGCCAGCCUUCCAUUUCCCUCGCUGCGCGUGGCUGCCUGCCAGGGUUCACACAGCAGCUGGCAGGCGCUGACACCUGGGCUGAGGGGGUGGCCGUGGUGAGAUGGUGCUGCUCCGUGGCUCGGAGCCGGAGUUCCCAUGCGAUGUGUCUGGCUCUGGGAGUGUUUUACUCAUGCUUCUGCUUUGAGGGGUCGCAGUGCCCAGGAAUACCCGACCUGCCCUGCGGGGCUCAGCUCCGGCCUCUCAGCCUCCAUUCAGAGCCAGAGUGGUCAGAAGGGGCGUUGGGUCCACUGCUGAGCCAGGGUCUUUGGUGCUCAGCACGGUUUGCUAUGGAGUCCAACCCUUGUGUUUCCAGCCCUUCUGGCUGCAAAGCAGCCAAAGGGUUUUGCAUGGAACUGAGGCAGAGUUGUUGUCCUGAGUCUGCAGAGAGCCUGAAACAAUAGCUCUGAGUGUUGUGGCCUAAAUUAGGCAUUAACUCUGAACGCUAGUGAGGGCUGCUGGGCUAGAGAGCUCCGUGUUCUCCAGACACGGGCCUGUGGCCCAGUGGGGAGCUGCCAAUUUGCAAGUUGCUGAUUGUAUCCCUCUCGCGCCUCAGUUAGUACGAACUCCAACCUGAGUCUGCCGUGGAGGCCUCUGGCCUCAGCCCAGUGCUGCCAUGUCCAGGGCUGGCUGCAGCAGCAUGUGGGGGGGGUGGGGCUGCCCUUCCUGGAGCUUGGGCCUGGGUGAAAGUGACACGCAAAGGGCGUGAGAACAUGGGGUUAGGGUCUCACGUGCCCCGGUGUGCUGCCCCCUGCACCCGCAGUGCUGGAAGAAGCUCGGUGCUCAGAGAGACUAGGAGGUUUGGGAAGGGCAGGGGCACGUUCGGUGUGUGGGUGGGUCUGCAAACGGCUGCUGCGGGUGGCGGCGCUGCAGAGGAGAAGGCUCUCUUCACCCACAGCAGGAGGGGCUCAAAGUCUGGUGCACAGCACAGAAAGGGGAGUUUGGAAUGGGGUGCUGGGGGAGCCCAUUGCUCUGUGCCGCGGGGCCCUGCUCUACCCAUCCUGCUGGCACCCGGGGACGGUGGGCCGGAUGGGGGAAAGGGCUGAGCGUGGGGAGCUGUGCUGCCCCUACCUGGCACACAAGCCCACGGGUCCCUGCAGAGAGAGGGCACCUCCAGUCUGUGCUGCCCCCAUGUGCUCAGCAGGCAGAGCCCCCUGCUCUGGCUCCGCCCCACGCCCAUGACCUUGAUUUUCUGCUCUAGAUACUCCCUGCGACCCCACCCCUUCGGGAGGGAGCCAGCGAGAGAGGCUCCCCUUGACAGGCUGUGGGCAGAGGCUGUGAGUCAGCACUGCCCUUCCGAUUGGCAGGAGCCCCCUCUCUUCUCCCGGGAGCCGCAGUCACUUAGCGCCAGCUCCACGCAGGAAGCAGCAGCAAUUAGCAGCGGCUGCAGCAGCUCCCUCCCCAGCUUCUGGCAGCUGGGGAACCUCUGGCCGAGGCCGGCUGAACGCACCAGCUUCCUGAGCCCUGCCCGGCCGGAUCCACAGCACCUGGCCCUGCUCGGUCUCUGCCCUACUCCUCUUUGCGGCUUUGGGGCCCCAGGCCGUGGCUGGACACGUGCGCCAGCCACAUCUCUCCUUGCCCACGGGACCCCCGCCAAGCUCACAGAGGGGGCCUCGUCGGCUCCAGGCUGGUGCCCGGAGUGCAGCCAGGCUGGGCUGGAACACACUCUGUGGCUGCCUUGUCUCCGGACUUUAAAUAUUCAUGCCUUUGAUUUCCUGCUAGCUGGUGACGGGAGCUGGGCUGGUGCAGCAGGCUGGGAGUGCUGGCAGGGUGCGAGGCGCUGGACUGGACAAUGGUCUCUGGGCAGCACAGCUUGAGGAUCUCCUGACAGGAUAUGAACAAGCUGAGCUGUGGGAAGAAGACGCGGGUGGAAGGCGGCCAACUGGGGGGCGACGAAUGGACCCGCCACGGCAGCUUCGUCAAUAAGCCCACCCGUGGCUGGCUGCACCCCGACGACAAGGUCAUGGGCCCUGGUGUCUCCUAUCUCGUCAGGUACAUGGGCUGUGUGGAAGUUCUCCAGUCCAUGCGGGCGCUGGAUUUCAACACCAGGACUCAGGUAACCAGGGAGGCGAUCAGCCUGGUGUGCGAGGCAGUGCCCAGUGCCAAAGGAGCCGUCCGGAGGAGGAAGCCCUGCGGCCGCUCGCUGAACUCCAUCCUGGGGAAGAGCAACCUCAAGUUCGCCGGCAUGCCCAUCACCCUCACCAUCUCCACCAGCAGCCUCAACCUCAUGGCGUCCGACUGCAAACAGAUCAUCGCCAACCAUCACAUGCAGUCUAUCUCCUUCGCCUCCGGGGGGGACCCGGACACUGCAGAGUAUGUUGCCUAUGUUGCCAAAGACCCCGUCAAUCAGAGAGCCUGCCAUAUCCUGGAGUGCCCCGAGGGCCUGGCGCAGGACGUGAUCAGCACCAUUGGGCAGGCCUUUGAGCUGCGCUUCAAGCAGUACUUGAAAAACCCCCCAAAGCUCGUCACUCCGCACGACAGAAUGGCCGGGUUCGACGGCUCGGCCUGGGAUGAGGAGGAGGAAGAGCCAUCGGACCACCAGUACUACAACGACUUCCCCGGCAAAGAGCCGCCCCUGGGGGGCGUGGUGGACAUGCGGCUGCGUGACGGCGCCAGCGUGGCACCGACGCCCAAUCACCUGGGGGCAACACUGCCUGUGGGCCAGAUGUCCAGCGCAGAGCAUGACCCCCGGAAGCAGCAGCAUCCUGCCCAAGGAAGGGAUAAAUAUGCCUCCGGUGCUGUCCCAGCCAUCCGCACCGACCUGUUUGACGACCCGUCCUACGUCAACGUGCAGAACCUGGACAGGUUACGCCAGGCCUCUGCUGCCAGCAUCCCGGGCACGGCCAAUGGCAGUGCCCAGCGAGACCUCUUCGACAUGAAGCCCUUCGAGGACGCCCUGCGGGUCCCGCCCGCGGUGCCGGUGGGGCUGCCACCAGCCCAGCUCCUGGCCUCCAUGGAGGAGCAGCUGCGGCGGGAGCCCUGGUACCACGGGAAGAUGAGUCGCAAGGAGGCGGAGAAGCUGCUGAAGGUGAACGGGGACUUCCUGGUGCGGGAGAGCACUACCACACCGGGCCAGUACGUGCUGACCGGGCUGCAGGGCGGGCAGCCCAAGCACCUGCUGCUGGUUGACCCCGAGGGAGUGGUGCGGACGAAGGAUCAUCGCUUUGAGAGCGUCAGUCACCUGAUCAGCUACCACAUGGACAAUCACCUGCCCAUCAUCUCGGCGGGCAGCGAGCUGUGCCUGCAGCAGCCCGUAGAGAGGAGACUGUGAGGCGUGGGAGGCCUUGGUGGAGCCCCCUGGGCCCUGCUCACCCUGGCUUUCUCAUCCCCUCUCUGCCAGCAGGGCUCUUGGACUGUUUCAGCCACUGCUUGCCCAGGAGGCCCUGGGGCUCCCUGUCUCUCCGCCAUGAGCUCAGACUCCCUGGACUCACAACAGCCCCUCCGGAGACAGAGCAGAGGUGGAGGCGGCCAGGGGAGCCAGGGCUGGGUACUGGGCAGAGGGAGGGAGCCUGUUUCUGCAUCCAGGGAGCUGCACCAGCCACGGCUCCACCUCCUCGAGCACCAAAAUCCAGCCUGAGUGGCUGUGGGCACUGCUCCGAAGGCCAACUGCAACCACACGCCCUCGCCCUGUGUUCAUCCCCCCCCUCAGGCAGGGCGGGUGGGAGGGAGCCUGCCCUGACCUCUGAGUGCCUGCUGAGCCUCUGUGAGGAAGGUGAGGGUCAAUCCUAUUGGGUCAGAGGCCUGCCUGUCCGGAGGUUGCAGAGCACUCCUGGCCCCUGCCCUCCCCUGAGAGGCAGCUCACCCCCAGCAGGGAAGGGCUGGAUUCUCAUCUGCCAUUCCCCUGCAAUCCCUAGGGGCCAGCACCCAUGGGUGGCACCACCUGUGUGACCCCUUUGGGAGAGCCACUGCACCACAGAGCAGCGCCAUGGCUCCUGCUGCACAGGGCAAGAACAAGGGAGACUUUCCCCAGAGGGCGGGAGUGGAGGGCCCCCUGCCCUCCCCAGGAGAACCCAGCCCUCUGCUCCACGAAGCACAAGGCUGGGCCGGCCGCACACUGAAUGUACCCGAUCACUUUACGUAUUAACUCUGUGCCUUGACCCUCCACAGGUCCCAGAUACUUAUGCAAAGCAGUUGGCCCUGGGGCGGGCUAGGGAGAGCAGUCAGCCCACCCUAGCUGCUGGGGCAGUGCUGGGAGCACAGCCCCUGUCCUCACACAAGGCUCCACUGGCUCCCAGAGGCCACAGCCAGGCCCAGUCCCAUCCCAGCGUCCUGCUGGCUGGAAGCAGGGCUCAGGUGGCCCCUUCUGUAGCAGGCUGCUCACAGGCCCACUCCGUCCCGGAGGGCAACUCCUAGUCUGUGUCCAGGGAGUGGCACGGAUGGAAAUUAGAUGGGGUAAAUGGGGUUCUCCAUAGGAGAGCAAGAGCCCCUUGGCUCCCUGUCCUUGGUGGGUGGGUGGGGAACAGUGCUGUACACUACGUCCUGCUGCCCCUUGGGCAGGGUGUGACACAGCCAGUUCCCUGUACCCUAGCUCGGCCUGGGCCAACCACGCAGCCAAAGGAAGCACGUAGCACCCAACAAGAUCGCAGCCGGAAGGGGGAACCAGAGCUCCCCACAUCAGGGAACAAGUGGGUUGCUGAGGUCCCAGGGGGACAGGACAGCUAGCCUGAGCUCUGCUGUUUCUCUCCAGCCAGCGCUAAGCAGCAUCCGCUGGGAGCAUCCUUCUGGGCUUCCCAGGCUCUGCUGCAGUGGCAGGUGAGCCCUCCCCCUGCAGGGCAUGGAGCCUGUCCACCGCUGGGUCUGCACGAAGUGUGGGGAUCCCAGUGUUGCAUGCACAUUGUUAUACUCUGAAGCCAAAGUGUAACCCUCCCCCUCCCAUCUCCUGUUCCCCUCAGAGGAGUUAGCCUGGGCUCAGAGCGGGGGAGGGUUUUGCUUUCUCUCCUCCCUUCUCUCUUUCUCCUUUAUAUGGGUUUGAUUUGUUACCAGGUCUUGAUUAUACCAAAGGAAGGGGAUGGCUAUUAUUAAAGUUAGUAUUUCUUUAAUGCA
Molecule: messenger RNA, 5851 nt
Organism: Gopherus evgoodei (Goodes thornscrub tortoise)
Lineage: Eukaryota; Metazoa; Chordata; Testudines; Testudinidae
Gene: SHC1
Product: SHC adaptor protein 1
Exons: 13
Coding region: 2643-4079 (478 amino acids)
Biological process (GO): cell surface receptor protein tyrosine kinase signaling pathway; intracellular signal transduction
Cellular component (GO): plasma membrane
Molecular function (GO): receptor tyrosine kinase binding
Source: RefSeq, a predicted model, not a curated record